Sodiomyces alkalinus F11 is the source of this 1193-nucleotide messenger RNA. Its product is annotated as ras family protein. Gene Ontology annotation, molecular function: GTPase activity; GTP binding. The transcript is spliced from 3 exons. The record is from RefSeq and is a predicted model, not a curated record. The coding region runs from base 353 to 1087 and encodes 244 amino acids. NCBI's taxonomy places the organism in Eukaryota, Fungi, Ascomycota, Sordariomycetes, Glomerellales, Plectosphaerellaceae.
GCGACGAGGUGAAACCGGAAGGAGAAAGUACUUCGUACUUCGUGCUUCGUACAGCAUACUGCGCACGAGAGUGGUGGCCUACCAGAAGGUACCUUACGUACCUCAUGUAUCCACCCCGGCACCCUGUCCAAAGAUGACCUAAGUACGGAUGGAUGGAAUACAAGCAUCCCAGCAUUACACUAAUUACGUCUUUCCCCCCCCAAGGCAACUACCUCUACCCAUCAACCAGCCAUUCUUUCAUCCCUCUGUCAACGACGCCAUCGUCCUAGUUCAAUAACCACAACACUUUGCAGUUCUUCGAUUUGCAUAUCAUUACAUAUCUAGGGUAUUGACACGACGUAAGGUGGACAAGAUGGAGGGACCUGGAAACGCCGCUCCCAAGCCGAGCAGCAGCGUGAAGCUCGUGCUACUGGGAGAAGCCGCCGUUGGCAAGUCAUCCCUCGUCCUGCGAUUCGUCAACAAUGAUUUCCAAGAGAACAAGGAACCAACUAUUGGAGCUGCGUUUCUCACACAAAAGUGCAACCUGCCGACACGGACAAUCAAGUUUGAGAUCUGGGACACCGCCGGCCAAGAACGUUUCGCCUCCCUAGCACCCAUGUACUACCGAAACGCCCAGGCCGCCCUCGUCGUGUACGACCUGACCAAGCCGACGUCGCUCGUCAAGGCGAAACACUGGGUGGCCGAGCUCCAGAGGCAGGCAUCGCCGGGCAUCGUCAUCGCCCUCGUCGGCAACAAGCUCGACCUGACCAACGACGGAGGGGCCGACGCCGGCGCCGACGCCGGCGCUGCAGGGGACGACGAGGGCGCGGAAGGGGAGGGGUCCGGGGACGCGAGGAAGAUCCCGACCGAGGAGGCCCAGGCCUACGCCGAAGAGGAGGGCCUGCUGUUUUUCGAGACGAGCGCGAAGACGGGCCACAACGUGACGGACGUGUUCACGGCCAUCGCCAACGCCAUUCCGGAAACAUCGCUCAAGAGCACAAGGGGUCCAGGCGGUGCGGCGGCCGCGGUGGGCCGGGGUGCCGACGAGCAGCGGGUGAACCUAUCUGGUCAGCGGGACAAUGCGGCGAAGGAAGGGUGCGCUUGCUGAUGGAAUGGCGAGGAGAGCGUCGUGGUUAUUUCGUUGGCCGGGUGUCUGUUCGAGGGCAGGGGGUGAUGGGGUGAUUAGAGAUUUGUCAAAGAGGCGAUACGUGCGC